Molecule: messenger RNA, 486 nt
Organism: Strongylus vulgaris
Lineage: Eukaryota; Metazoa; Nematoda; Chromadorea; Rhabditida; Strongylidae
Source: the annotation of a GenBank genome assembly
AUGGUGGAGGCCUUGGAUGGCCAGGAACUCCACGUUGUGGCGCCAUAUCGUAUACGGGCAUACAUUUACGAGGUCCUCAAUGUUGUGAAAGUCGCAUUUAAUGGAGCGACCGGACGGUACCUGGAAAAUUUCCGCGGCAUUAUGGUACGCGAGGACCUCACAACGAGGGACCCUUGCCCAUGCGGGAACUGUAGCAGGCCUAAUAUGUUCGCAGGCCACUUUAACGAAGAAUUCCAACUGAAAUAUCCAGAUGCACCACUAAUGCAAAUCGAUGACAACGGCGUCAAACGCUUCCUGGCGAUGGAACAAAUAUGGACACCAACCCCAUUUCAAGAAGAGGAAAUUUCACCGAUCGCCCUACUAGUCGCCAACCUGCCACGCCGCUCUACUCUCUCCAACUAUUCACUGCUCAACUACUUCUAUUCGCAGCUCAACUCACCACUGACGACCGCCUUUCGAGAACUACAACAGCUGGGAAACGCCUGA